AUGACUACUGCAUCAGCAACUCCAUCGGGCCUGCUCAUCACAUCAGCAGCCAAUUAUUUGAAUUCUCACUUAUACAUUAUCGAUAAAUCAACACCAGAUAUAACUGGGCAUUCUUACAACUUCCCCAACACUGAAGACACCAUCGAGCCUUAUGAUUCCGAAGAGGAAGAUUGCCAAGAUCCGUUCGAAGAAACAGAUGUACUGGAGAGCGCAGAGAGGGAUCCUUUCCUUCCGAGUAGCGAAGAUUUAGCUGUCCAUUCUCAAGAUCCCUUUGAAAUAGGAGAAUUAGAUCCAUUUCUUGUUGGGGAUGUUGAUGUCUUUGAUGCUGCAGACAUGAAGUUGGAAAAUGAGGUAUCCGGUGAGCUUGCUCCAGAUUUAAAGGAUCCCUUCGAAGAGCAUGAUGAAUUUCUAGAUAACAAUAAGGAUGUAUUCGAAGAGAGAGAUGAGUUUUUACAAGAAGAUCAAGACAUAUUCGAGUACGAAGAAGAUGUUUUUAAUGUUCAAGAUAUUGACCCUUUCUUAUUGGAUGCUCGUGAUGAAUUUGAAUCGAGCGAAAAAGGUAUGAGAGGUGUAAUAUCAGUUGAUACUGUUAAAAAGUUGUGGAGAGAAAUUAUUAUUCUUGUGUGUGUUUUGAUUUUUGUGGGACAAUUUUUCAGAGUUAUUUAA
This is a messenger RNA of Naegleria lovaniensis, 666 nucleotides long. RefSeq lists its product as uncharacterized. NCBI's taxonomy places the organism in Eukaryota, Heterolobosea, Eutetramitea, Acrasida, Naegleriidae. The transcript has a single exon. The record is from RefSeq and is a predicted model, not a curated record. The coding region runs from base 1 to 666 and encodes 221 amino acids.